UCAAUGCUCCGAGAAUGGACCAUCAUGAAAAACCUUCUGAGGAAGAAGAAAACUGGAAUAAACUGCCAUGACCUCUACUGUGAGUUGCUCCAGACCCAGCCUGCUGAUAUUCAGAACAUUCUAACCCUCGUGAACAUCAUGGUGUCAAUAUCACCUUCCACAGCAGAGUGUGAACGCCAAUUCUCUGCCAUGAAACUCAUCAAGAGCUGCAGGCGUUCACACAUGCACCAGGACACGCUGGAAGCACUCAUCGAGGGUGCAUGCAGAUGGACCACCACUCCAGGAAUACAAGGCGGAAGGGGCUAUCCACCACUGGAUGGACUGUGGACCUGGGACACGCCACCUAGCAGGCCACAAGAUCUCGUCAGCUAGUGACUAGUUAAUAAAGUCGUUGUUGUAUUGUUUGUACACAACUUUGAGGUGUUUAGUCAGUGUAUGUCAAUGACAUGUAAAAUUGCAUACACAACUUGGACAAUUAAACAGAAUUAUAUUUUUGGAAUGUUAUGUCUGAAUAACUUUUAAACUUUUAACUUUUAAAAUACAUAUUCUUUUCUUUGAUGUCACUGUCCACCGAAGAUUAUUCAA
Messenger RNA from Dreissena polymorpha, 585 nucleotides. RefSeq lists its product as uncharacterized. The record is from RefSeq and is a predicted model, not a curated record. NCBI's taxonomy places the organism in Eukaryota, Metazoa, Mollusca, Bivalvia, Myida, Dreissenidae. The transcript has 2 exons. Bases 4 to 372 code for a protein of 122 amino acids. Gene Ontology annotation, molecular function: protein dimerization activity.